Molecule: messenger RNA, 4072 nt
Organism: Sander lucioperca (pikeperch)
Lineage: Eukaryota; Metazoa; Chordata; Actinopteri; Perciformes; Percidae
Gene: lhcgr
Product: luteinizing hormone/choriogonadotropin receptor
Exons: 11
Coding region: 240-2348 (702 amino acids)
Biological process (GO): male gonad development; follicle-stimulating hormone signaling pathway
Cellular component (GO): membrane
Molecular function (GO): follicle-stimulating hormone receptor activity; luteinizing hormone receptor activity
Source: RefSeq, a predicted model, not a curated record
UUACAGACGGGCAACAGUCUCAUCAGUCACUACAGCACUUGAAGGCAGCAGUAGGUCUUAAAAUUCAAUGCGCAGGUGAAAAAAAGACCGCGGCAUUAUUUAGCCUUUUGCCUUUGGUCUGGCAUGUUAGAUUUUCCUGAGUAGUUUUUUUUUUAUCUUCAACUUUGAGGAGAUUCAGCAGAGUUUUUCUUUCUUUAUUUAAUUUUUUGAAUCCCGUAGUGAGUAGCCCGGUGUCACGCAUGGCUCCCCGGGCGGUCUGGCUCCUGGUCGCGCUUUCCGGUGUCCUGCAUGUGCGCUCCUGCUGGGCUUAUACCUGUCCGGCCAUCUGCCGCUGCAGCGCCGACACCUUUCAGUGCAGCAGAGACACUCAGCUGGCCUCUCGGGCCAGGGCAACACCCGUGCCUCGACUAAGGCUCAAUCAUCUGCCCUUGAAAGAAGUCCCCACUCAUGCCUUCAAGGACCUGAUCAACAUUACAGUAAUAGAGAUCUCCCAGAGCGACUGCAUCACACGGAUAAAGAGACAUGCCUUCCUCUCCCUCCACAACCUGGCUGAAAUUUCAGUGCAGAAUAUCAACAGUCUAAGGGUUAUUGAAAAAGGGGCCUUCACUGACCUGCCCAAGCUGGGAUAUUUGAGCAUCUCUAACACAGGGCUGAUACACUUCCCAGACUUCACAACUAUCUCUUCCCUGGCGCCGUAUAUUAUUCUCCAAACAGCCUGGGUGAAGGUUAUCUCCUCCGUGUACAGAGAAAUGGCAGACAACAUGAGGAUUGACAUCAUUCCUGCCAAUUCUUUCCAGGGUAUCACAGAGGAGUAUGUUGACAUGAACCUGGUUAGAAAUGGCUUCAAGAAAAUAAAAGCUCACGCAUUUAAUGGAACCAAGCUCAACGCACUGAUUUUCAGAGACAACAGAUAUCUCAGUGACAUUCAAGAAGAUGCUUUUGAAGGAGCCACAGGUCCAAUUUCUCUGGAUGUUUCCUCCACAGCUGUGAGUUCCCUCCCCCCGAAAGGAUUGAAGCAGGUGAGAUUUCUAAAAGCCAGGUCUGCAUUUGCUCUGAAGAGCCUUCCUCCACUGGAGAGCCUGGCGGAGCUGCUGGAGGCCGAACUCACAUACUCCAGCCACUGCUGUGCCUUCCACACAUGGCGUCUGAAACAAAGGGAAAGUGCCUUAAAGAACUUCUCAAAGUUUUGUGAUUUCACCGAAACUGAAAUAGAGCCCAUUGCAGAUGGCGUGAAUCCUAUCGAUGACAUCAACUUUCAGUACCCAGACCUGGAAUUUCUUUGUCUUAAUAGCCCCUCUGUCAAGUGCACGCCAACGCCAGAUGCUUUUAACCCUUGUGAGGACCUGCUGGGGUUUUCCUUCCUGCGCUGUCUCACCUGGAUAAUUACGGUGUUUGCUGUGACUGGUAACCUGGCUGUUCUGGCUAUGCUGCUGAUUAGCCACCACAAGCUAACCAUCUCCAGAUUCCUCAUGUGUAACCUGGCCUUCGCUGACCUCUGCAUGGGGCUCUACCUGAUGCUUAUUGCUUUCAUGGACUACCUCUCCCGCCACCAGUACUACAACCAUGCCACAGACUGGCAGACAGGGCCCGGAUGUGGCAUAGCAGGGUUUCUGACUGUGUUUGCCAGUGAGUUAUCAGUAUAUACACUGACUGUGAUUAGCCUUGAACGCUGGCACACCAUCACCAAUGCCAUGCAUGUCAACAAGAGGUUGCGGAUGCGCCAUUUGGCAGCCAUAAUGGGGUCAGGCUGGGUCUUCUCUCUGCUGGUGGCCUUGCUCCCUCUUGUGGGGGUCAGCAGUUACAGCAAAGUGAGCAUCUGUCUGCCCAUGGACAUCGACAAUCUGGCCUCUCAGGUUUAUGUGAUGGCUGUGCUCAUUCUCAAUGUUUUCGCUUUCCUGGUGGUCUGCUACUGUUACAUAUGCAUAUAUCUGAGUGUUCGCAACCCAGAGCACUCUACCCGUCAUGGAGACACCAAGAUUGCCAAGCGCAUGGCUGUGCUCAUUUUCACCGACUUUAUAUGCAUGGCCCCAAUCUCCUUCUUCGCCAUCUCCGCAGCCCUGUGUAUGCCCCUCAUAACCGUGUCUCACUCAAAGAUCCUGCUUAUCCUUUUUUAUCCCAUCAACUCCCUCUGCAACCCUUUCUUGUAUACCCUCUUCACACGGGCUUUCAGGAAGGAUGUGUGCCUGCUGCUGAGUCGCUGCGGCUGCUGCCAUGCCAAUGCUGACUUGUACAGGUCACAGACUCUGGCUUCACACCUCAACAUGCCCAACAGAAACCCUCACUCACUUAGCUUCUAUGCCUAUCAUAUUAAGAAGAAGGAUUGCUUUCUAAACAAGGGAGCAACAUGAUCAUUAAUACUGAGAAUUAUAUUAUGAACUUAAAGGCAGCAUCUGCUCCUUAAAAUGUAGCAUUUCUUUAAACUUUAGUUCAGGGUGAAAAGAUUCUCAGUCUUGUACAUAGCAGGCGCUGAUCAGAUUUGAUCUAGGUUAGUUUACAAAUUGAGAAUUCCAUUAGUCAGGACCAAGCGACCUCAAAUUAAAGAUGUGUGAUGUGAAGCAGAUGGAUGAAGCAGGAAUGGGGAACAAAUAAUAAUAAUAAUAAUAAUAAUUAAAAAUGGGAGUCUGUUUCAACUCAUCAGAGAUGAGUUUUAGUGCCAUCUAUUGGGUUGCUGAACAUUUGGACUGGGAGACUUGAAGACAGCAGACAAGCCAGAUCAGCCACAGACACUCAGUUCAAGCAGUGUCUUCCAGAAAUAUUAGUGCUGUUCAAAAUGGCAUGGAUUUUCACAAAAAGACAUUUUAAUAAAAUAAAAAGUGUGGUCAAUUGAUACAUAUGCUGACCAUCUUUUUCAAAGUGUUUCCCCAUUUAGCUAAAAACACAUCUCAGCACCAUCUUUGACAUUUUUUAGUUUUGUCCUUUCCAUCAACUUUCAGAGAUAAGCUUGUAUGUACUAUGGUUGACUUUACUGAUCUAAUCUCUAUUUGAAACUGUACAUGUUGAUAAAUAUGCUGGACAGAAACAUAUUUGCAUCCUUUCAGUGAACUGUCAGAUAACUGUUGAAAAUGGUAUAAUUUAUAUAAACUGGUAAGCAGAUCAUCACAUUUUGGUGGUGCCACAAAUCCUGCCUUUGUGGUAGGGAGUUUGCAUAUUUUAUAUAGGAGAUCUGCAUUUUGACCAAGCUGUGAAGACAAAUGUAAUUUUGUGUUGUAGAAAUGGUUUUUUUUCUUAUUUCAUAUGCUGUUAAGAAUUUUCCAUCCACUUUGAACUUGCAAACCCUUGUGGGGGGGGUCCCCGCUCCCAAGUUGGUAGGUACAGUAUACUAUGUGCAAAUAUGCACACUUCACUAUUUUUGACGUAAUAUUUGAAACUGAUAUACCAGAACAAUAACUUUACAAUUUUAUGCUGAGGAAAAGACACAAGGCCUGCCCCAAAUAAAUACUGCCCAUGUCAAAAUGUCAAAACAUUUUCCAAGGAUUUGUUGCUUAUUUGUUUUGCAUGUUGUUGCUGGAGCUGUCACGCACCCCUUAAAUAUUUUAUUUUCAGCUGUGGAGUAGCUAGCUUGAGUGUCUAUCCAAUCCACAGUCAAUUGAUUUUAGUGUCCAUGCUGGCAUUUAUAAAUUAAUUGUGUCAUGUUCCAGUGAAUUUGUAUGUAGUAGUUUUGUUUUAAUAGUGAAAAGAAACAAAAACUUCUGAGUUCAUUAGAAAAAUAAUAUGACAACAAGGGAACACUUGCUUUGUACAGGGUUGCACAGAAAAAAAUGGUUCAUUAAAUGCAGCACAAUAGUGCAGUUCAGUAUAUUUGAAGCAUGACGAAAGGCAAGAUAUAACAAUGUUUGAAAAUCAAACAGCACAUUAUGUACCUUUAAAGCAACAUGAUCAUGGCAGAAGAAAACACAUUCCAGGUCAAAUAAUGUUUUGCUCCACUAAUAAAGAAAACUAUUUUCAGCUAAAUAUUAUACAACAUAAAUUCAAGCUGUUUGUCUCAGUAGUCUGGAUUCACAGGCAACGCUGGAAGUAAUUGGUUGUAAUGUUGUAAAUGACUUGCAGUAUUGCUCAGAUAAUUACAUAAUGA